CAAAUAACAGUUCCAUCCUAAUCUAGUCAUGUUCAGGUUUAUAGUAAGAAGUUCCAUCCUAAUCUAGUCAUGUUCAGAUUUAUAGUUAACAGUUCCAUCCUAAUCUAGUCAUGUUCAGGUUUAUAGUUAACAGUUCCAUCCUAAUCUAGUCAUGUUCAGGUUUAUAGUUAACAGUUCCAUCCAAAUCUAGUCAUGUUCAGGUUCCUGGUGAACGGAACUAAAGAGUUUAAGAAUGACCCAUACAUGACUAGACAGAAUUCGCUUUCCUAUCAUUGGUCCCCUUUCUGGGAGGAAUGUCCUGUUUGUCAUCCAAAGGUACAACCCGACUAUAUCUUGCACAUGGAAACUCUAGAUGACGACAUAAAUCAGCUGUUGUCUGAUGUUGGACUAGGAGAAUACCGCAAUCUUUUCCCACAUACUCAUAAACAAAAAGGAGGCCAGUCCUCUGAAUAUGUGGAGGAAUUGAUCAAUCAGAUUUCAGCAGAAUCAUUACAACAGCUGAACCAAAUCUAUGAAUUGGAUCAUCAACUCUUCAUGUAUAAUCAAAUGAGAAAAAGCUAGUGAUUAAAGGGACAGUAAGUGUAAUUUCAGAUGAUAUCCUCCAUGCAAAAACGGCAAUUUGUUCGAAUUUUGUCCAAGUCACCAUGAGAACCAAUAAUGAAAAGUCAAAUACCCAAAAACUUGGAAAGCUAACUCCUACUUGAUCAGAGAAAGCCUUCUCAGGGUAACAUUGUUAAUUGCUCAUCGCCUUCGCUACAUGGAGGGUCAUUUUAAAUUACGCGGACAGUCCCUUUAUUAUUUGUUAACUUUGAGAAUUACCAAUUUACCAAUAAAUAUUUGUAAACUA
Molecule: messenger RNA, 847 nt
Organism: Eurytemora carolleeae
Lineage: Eukaryota; Metazoa; Arthropoda; Copepoda; Calanoida; Temoridae
Exons: 4
Coding region: 193-561 (122 amino acids)
Biological process (GO): carbohydrate biosynthetic process
Cellular component (GO): membrane
Molecular function (GO): sulfotransferase activity
Source: RefSeq, a predicted model, not a curated record